UUUAAUACGAAAAAUAUAAAUCAUAAUUUCAUUUAAAACAUAGCUUUUAAAUUGUAAUUAUCUCACCACAAUAAUACAAAAUGAUAUACUUUGUACUGAUGAACUGACAAUCAUUUCUUUAACAAAAUUAAUCUUCUUUUUUAUAUUUCCGUUGCUAGACAUAUGAACAAAUACGCUAAAUUCACGUCGCUUCAAAUUUUUUUGUUAAAUCGGACAAUUUCUAGCAAAGAUUAAUGCAUUAUUAAGGCUUCUAUUUCAAUCAAAUAAAACUGUCACAGGUUGUGUUUUUAGUUUUGUUACAGAAUAAUUAAAUGUCCCGCGUUAUUGUUUAUGUCUCCAGCAUUUCACGAUCCUCAAAAGUUUAGUAUGUAGUAUUUCAUUCAAAUCUGGGUUUAUGAAAUGGUGAAAGAAAGGAAUGCUCUUAGGUUUUGAUAAGUACGCGUCUGUGACUAUUGUGACUCAUGGUUGGCUAGAAUUUUGGUGUAUGUGUGUCAUUACGCAUUUAUAAAAAGUUCAACAAUAAAAAUUAAUUGCUCAAAAAUCCGGUGACUUCAAUUUGACGUUAAGAGGACUCUUAUUUUGUUAUUUUAUAUGCCUCUUUUGCAGUUUGAUCCCGUUGAAAAUGAUUUUUGUCUUCAGUCAUUAUGUAACGAAGGAAUAUCAUGUUUAUAGAUUAUACUUAUUUCUCAGCAGAUACACUCUUGCAAUGUUACGUCAAAGAUGCAUCAAGGUAUCCACUAGACAAUUUGAUUUUAUCAGGUGGUGUUUAUUACGCGGGCUUGAAUGCUGUACAUCGUUUUUAACAAUGUCUAUAUUAUUUUCAGUUUUAGUUUUCAUAAUUGUCUAAAUCAUUAUUUCAUUUUGAUUUAUUCAAUAUUCAAUUUUGAUCAAUUCAAUAUUCCAUUUUGACUCAUUUAUUAUUCAUUUUGAUGAUGGAUUAUUUUACUUCAUAUCUUUUUUUCCUCACAGUUUCAUCAUAACUGAAGCAUGUAAGAAAUUAUAAGUUUAUAUAUCCGUUUCAUUUAGUUGAGAAGAUGUUGACUUUGUCAUGUGUAUAUUUUGUUUAACAAAUAAUUUAAUAGCUUAAUUUGCCCUACAAUGUAAGAUGCUUAUUUUCUUCUGUGAUUUUUGAAACACGUGAUUUAGAAAACAAAUAGGUACAUUAUCGUUUGUUAUUUCUCUUCAGAGGAAAAUGGAUAAAAUUUGGUAUAACAUCAAAGAGGAUAAUGACACAAAGGUUCAAGAAAUGUGUAAAAAGAAAUUGGACUUAGCUUUCAAAGGAUGUAUUGAGGAAAAACUUAAAAAGAAAGAGUAUGAAACAGCAGGUGGUUACCCAAAAUUUCAACGUGAUGUUGAACGGCUAAAGGAAGAGUAUGUCAGUAAUCUCAGCGAUUAUGAGGAAAACGAGAUUUUACAUGCAUGGUAUGGAUUUAUAAAAUGUAAUAAAGAAACAGUAGCAAGAAUUGUUGAAGCAGACGAAAACCUGUCGGAAAAGAAGAAAGAAGACGAGCAAAGGCGAAAUCAAGAAUGCAUCGAACAACUUUUGCAGGAACAACAAAAGGCUCAACAGGAAACUCUAGAAAAACAAAGAAAAGAUCUAGAAGAUCAUUACACAAUCUUAGAUAAAGAUCGUGAUGAACAGCUCAAAGCAGAUCAAGCUAAACAUAAAUCCUUGGUGACAGAAAGGUUUGAAAAAGACGCAGCACAGAAGGAAAUUAAACGUUAUACAAAGGAAGCAAAAAAGAGAGAUCAGUGGUUUGGGGCAAGAAUGUGGAAUGCAGGGAAUGAUUGUUUAAUGCUGCUUGGUUUACUGAUAAUACUAAUAUGUAUUAAUUCAGUAUGGGUUUUAUUCCACAAUGUGUAAUUAAUAAUUUUGACAAUAACAUGAGUUGUAUUUCAUUAUGAUUUUACUAAUUUAUUUCUCUUUCGCAAAACGCAUACACACACCCCAUAAUUCUUUUUCUGUAUGUAUUCAUAUAUGUCAAUGAAGUUAAAGUUAUUAUGCUUAAUACGUUUCAAUUGAAAACAUAAAUAAAUGUUGAAAUAUAAUGAAUAUUACAAACAGCAAUGUUACUUAAACAUAGUUUUCAAAUGGACUUAGAAAUUUGAACUGAAAAUAGCAUGCAUUGCUUAAUAACACGUUUAAUUAUUCAUUAAUAAUUAUUUUCUUUAUUAUCUUCUAUAUUCAUUAUCGACUAAUAUUACCUGUCAAACAAAUGAAGUUUAAAUAGCUGAGAUACGUUUGUUUUCGUAAGUGUCUAUUAUUUUAAUGCAUUGCAGCUUAUCAGUCUGAUAAAAUGAAUCACCAAUCCUUUGUCUGCAGUUUUAAAAUCAAUUAAUAGAUAAUAAUUUUGUUUAUUUAUUUUUAAAGUUCUUUGUUUUAAAAGUUUUUUGUUUGAAAGUAUGUCAUAUUGUGUGUAGAUAUAUAACCGACACAAUGAUUAGAAAGUGAAUAUGAAUGUUUUUUAAUGUAUGUUGUUUGAUUCAGAACUGUGCGUUAUAUUUGAAAAUAAUUUGUGACAAAAUAUAUAUCUGUAGAUUAAGAAAUAUAUUUAUGAUAAUCG
This is a messenger RNA of Ruditapes philippinarum (Manila clam), 2564 nucleotides long. RefSeq names its product capping protein inhibiting regulator of actin dynamics-like. NCBI's taxonomy places the organism in Eukaryota, Metazoa, Mollusca, Bivalvia, Venerida, Veneridae. Bases 1193 to 1864 code for a protein of 223 amino acids. Gene Ontology annotation, molecular function: GTPase activity; GTP binding. The record is from RefSeq and is a predicted model, not a curated record. The transcript is spliced from 3 exons.